This is a messenger RNA of Mycosarcoma maydis (corn smut), 1629 nucleotides long. RefSeq names its product glutathione synthase. Gene Ontology annotation, cellular component: cytosol. NCBI's taxonomy places the organism in Eukaryota, Fungi, Basidiomycota, Ustilaginomycetes, Ustilaginales. Bases 1 to 1629 code for a protein of 542 amino acids. The transcript has a single exon. Gene Ontology annotation, molecular function: glutathione synthase activity; ATP binding; glutathione binding. Gene Ontology annotation, biological process: glutathione biosynthetic process. The record is from RefSeq and is a predicted model, not a curated record.
AUGUCGACACCAAUACUACCAGCCUGGCCACCAAGCCUCUCCGAUGAGGCUCGAGACUACCUCUCGCACCAGGCCACCGACUAUGCUCUUUCCCACGGAAUCGUCUACCGCCCCCUCCCUACCCCACCUUCCGCCGCCCCGCCUACCUCCAGCACCAUCCAUGCCCCCUUCUCGCUCUUCCCCUCACCCUUUCCACGCACGCUUUUCGACAAGGCACAAUCCAUCCAACCAGCAUACGACCUUCUUUACGCACAAGUCUCGUCCAACCACACCUUCCUCCAACGUGUGAUCGGCGAUUCCGUCGUCCAGGUCGACUCGUUUCAAAAGCAGCUCUGGGACAUCUACGUCACGGUCAAAGACGAUCUUGUCCAGCCGCUUAGUCUAGGUCUGUUCAGAAGCGAUUACCUGCUACACGAUGCGCAGAGCGAGUCAAAGGCAGCAGACGAAAUGGGUAGUAGAUCGGGCCAGUUGGAGUUGAAACAAGUCGAGUUCAACACGAUCAGCGCAUCCUUCGGUGCCUUGUGCACCAAAGUUAAUGGCCUACAUCGGCAUCUUUCGAGUACUACGAAUUAUUUGGGUGUCGGAAAGGAUCUCGACAAGCUCGAAAACUUGCCAGAGAACAAGGCGCAGGAUGUGCUGGUUGGAGGGUUGGCUGCUGCCCAUGCUGCCUAUCUGAACCAGCAGGGAUACGAGGCACCCGCCGCGAAGAAUGUUUACGUCCUCUUCGUAGUCCAAGAGGGAGAAAGGAAUGCUUUCGAUCAGCGUCCGCUCGAACAUGCACUUCAGGGUAAGGGGAUUCGAGUCGUUCGACAGAGCUUUGCCGAGAUCGCUUCACGAAUGACGUUGAAACCAGACGACGCCAAGCGUACACUACUGCUGAACCACCCGGUGCUGGGAUUGAUCGAGGUCAGCACGGUCUACUUCCGCGCAGGGUAUGGUCCCUCGGACUACACCAGUGAGUCCGAAUGGAACACUCGAAAGCAACUGGAACGCAGCCUUGCGAUCAAAUGCCCCUCGAUCGCUGUACAACUUGCCGGGGCGAAAAAGGUGCAACAGGUGCUUGCUGAGCCGGAUCAGCUCGAAUCUCUGCUCUCCAAUCUCGGCGCGGAUGCUUCGACCGCGCAAAAGCUGCGAGAGACUUUUACCGACCUGUAUCCACUCGACGAGUCGCCGCUCGGUAAGAAAGGAUACGAACUCGCCACCACCGCACCGCAGAACUACGUGCUCAAACCGCAACGCGAAGGCGGAGGAAACAACGUUUACCGCCAUGACAUCCCGCCCUUCCUCGCUCAAAUUGAAUCUUGCUCCCCCUCUUCCCUCGCAUACAAUGUUUCCAAGAAACAAGCCUACAUCCUCAUGAGCCUGAUCAAGCCCCCCGCCGGUUUGGGUAACUACCUCGUCAAAUCAGCCACCGCAACAACACCUGGCACACCCGUACUCGCCAAAGACACCGUCUCGGAACUCGGCGUCUACGGUGCUGUCCUCUUCCAAAACACCGAGACAGACACCCCAGUCGAAAUCAAACACCACCAAUCCGGUGGAUAUCUCUUAAGAACUAAGGGAAGAGACAGCGACGAGGGCGGUGUGGCUGUCGGAUUCUCUGUCAUCGAUUCACCUUUCUUGAUCUAG